ACAGUACGAUGCGCGUGCUUACGAGAACCGCAAGCACAUCAGACAUGUAGCUUUACACAACGAACGAAGGAAAACUGUUCCAUUAAUUCGCGCCAAAACAGUGACCCUUUAAUUAGUGACUUAACGAUGAAAUACAGAUAUUCGUGUUAGAUAAUACAAUAUAUGUGACAGUGCAUUUCUAAAGUGAAUUAUCACACAGGAUUUUCCCGUCUAGACAUUUUUCCGGUAAAUACACAAUGAAACUUCACGCCCUCAAAAGUAAUCGGUCAUGGUGGGCAUCAUUGCUCUUAGCAGCGGCGCUAAAAUACGCUCAAGCACAAUGUCCUUGGAAAGAUACGCCAAUAUUACAAUCAGCCUGUGUCUGUGCCCUCAACUUAGCACGGGACUUAUCUGUACAAUGUGACCAGGUCGACUUCGCAAUGCUAUUGACAGCGCUAAAUUCAAACGCGCGCAAAAUUUCAAUAGACUUACUCUACAUCAACAAUUCAAGCAUCCCCGUACUCGGUGAUGACAUGUUUGCAAACCUCAAAAUUCACAACUUGCAGAUAUCUGGUUGCAAAAUGAAAAGAAUAGAAGACGAUGCAUUUAGAGGGCAAGGUCCAUAUUUAAAAAACCUCAACUUACAGGACAAUGAAUUAGCUGAAUUACCAGUUAAGACUCUAAGAAUUUUAACGAAUUUAUCUCUGCUUGAUCUAUCGAAAAACAGGAUAACGCGUGUUGGAAACCACGCGUUCAUUACCCUCCAAAAAUUAACAACAUUAAAAUUAUCUGAUAACAAUGUAACUUUAGAACCACAAGCAUUAACAGGUUUGGAAAAUUCCUUGAAAAAUCUGAAUUUGAAGGGUACAAGGCAGAAGGUUGUCCCAGAAUGCAUAAAAGGCCUACGUAGUCUAGCGUUCCUCGACUUAUCUCAAAACAGUAUCAGAGAAUUACCAGGACCUGAUGGCAGUCGCACUUUCGAAGGAUUAAGUUCUUUGACAGCACUUAAUUUAGAGAGAAAUUUAUUAGUAAAUUUAAAAGAAGACGCUUUUACCGGUAUUAAAAAUACAUUAAGUUCAUUGAGCUUGCUAAAUAAUUUAUUACCAGAAUUCCCAACGGCUGCCAUUGGAACUUUAACCGAACUAAGAGUGUUGGAUAUUGGAUUUAAUUUGUUAAACAAACUACCUUACGAUGCUUUUCUUAAGAAUCCUUCAAUAACUUUGUUAGCAUUAGACGGAAACCCUUUACCUACCGUUCCAGAGAAAGCUUUAGCUCAUUUAAACCACACAUUACGAGGUCUUAGUGUAGGAGGAAGGUUUUUAAACUGUGAUUGUCGUCUCCGUUGGAUAAUAGAAUGGAUACGUAGCGGUGAGUUACAAGUUACCUCUCGUGAAAGAAAUCCUCAAUUUUGUGGACAUCCAGCGCGCUUUCGGGAUCGUGGCUUUUACAGUUUUGAACCAAAUGAACUUGUUUGCGAGCAAGAAUCCACAACGCCGCUGGUUACGCCAAACUUAACAACAAUGAGCCCCGCUCUUUCUUCCACAACAGCGAAAGAAGACAUCAAUAUUAAAACAAGUCCAACGACAACUUCAACAACUAGCGUCCGAACCACUGUUCCGACGCUAGUUGCACGCAGUUCGACAACGACAGUGCCUUCUAGCUCAGGUCCUAGUGAAGACACUACAGCUAAAGUAGCAACCACACAAACAACAGUAACAAGCAGCGAACGACCAAAUCGCAUAUCCUCCAUAAAACCAGCCGCACCUACUUGGCGGCAUCCUUCUAAUCAACGACCUCCACUAGUUAUGAACUUUCCCCAACAGAAGCCAAAAAUAGACGAUUCGAACGAAGUCAUUGUCAAAAAUGCAUACAGACAAGACAAUUCUGUAAUAAUACAAUGGGAUUCAGAUGUCGCUAAUAUACUCGGUUUCCGUGUAGUAUAUAGACUAUUUGGAGACAAAAGCUUCAAGCAGGGACCACCAUUAGAAGCCAGCGAGAGAGAAUUCAAAAUUAAAAAUGUUCCAUCUCAGGAGUGUAUCGUUGUCUGUGUAAUCUCGUUGGAAGAAGUGCAUGUGAGUCCCGAGACAGUACCAUACUCGCAGUGUCGAGAAGUACGCACAGUAUCGGCGGCCGCAUCCAACAUGGAUAAAAUAACAAUAGCUGCAAGUGCAGCUAUCUGCGGUACUAUCGUGGUUGCAGUCCUAAUCUUUGCGGUGGCAUCGCGACGCCGAUCACGGGCCGUGCGGCUACAUAGUCACACUCCAGAGAAGAUGCCUAGCACCUGCUGUGGCGGUCUUCCUGGAACGCCGAGUCCCAGCGGGCCACUAUCUUCAUUGACAACGCUCGGCGCAUUUGGAAAGCAGCGUGAGUGGGAUCAAGUGUCAGCUUAUAGUGCACGUUCGAUCCCCCGCGCACGUACCUAUACAGAACCGGCUGCUCCGGAUCCCUUACCAGGCCGACCAGGCCGUACUCGUUCCCUUGCAGACGGUCAAUCCCAACAUAGUCACUCACAUUCCAAUCGCUAUGGUGCGCCGGGAUAUCCAGGCAGUUUGUUAGGAUCGAGAGCCGAUCUUCGCCAAUCACGCCAAUCGUUAGGCGCAACUUCGGAACGAGCGUCUCGAUUGUCACUUAGCGGUGCAGCCGGUGGAGCGACCGGUGGUACUGCUGGCUCUAGGAGAAGACCGCGGUCGCGUUCGCGACCAGCUAGCCGAUAUAGCGUCGGCUCUAUAGGAUUAGGCUAUUGCGACACUUCCGACAACUGGACGGAUCACGAUAUGGAUAUAUACAUGGCGCGAAACCCAACAGCAAGAGGCGGUCUGGUGCCGUUAUAGCGCGAAAAGGACACGGGCACGGUAUGGAGAGAAGAGACGCAGCGCGGACGCUGCUCAACGCUGCUGAAGGGCACCUCAACUUGCACCUCGUGGUGCACGCAUGAAGGCCGCAUCAGUAAUCGCCCACGCCGUCGCUCAAACCGUCAUGGCCGUGCGAAACGCAAAAACUUCAUUGAACAGACUUGGGAAAGAUAUGAUAGUAACAUAAACACGGGAUUUCGUUGAGUUUAUUUACUCACUUAAAUAUUGGUAAUAAAAUAUCAAAACAUUGCACGUCAACAAAGAUAGUUUGAAUUUGAAACUAAAUAGUGUUGCAAUUAGUACUCUUUAAAUAUGUGAUGGCUACUAAGAGUUAAGUAAGUUAUACCAUAAAAAUAUACAAAUCCACUCGAACUUAAAACUGUGUAAAGUUUACAAGUUGGAUUAUAAGUAUGAGAGAAUGACCAAAUGUACAUUUUCAUUAUUGAAAGUUUCUACUUUCGAAAUGUAAAAUAACAUGAUUAAAGUAGAAGAAGCAUGUACUAUUUUAUGUAUUCCUAAAUAUAACUUUACAAAUAACUAUACAUUACAUGUGUAAUGUAUAUUGUAUAUAACUAUGACCAUUCAAAAUCGAGGUAAAGGUAUAUAAAAUAAAUAUAAAUAAUUAUGUCGUAUAAUAAUAUUUACGCCAAGGCAAACAUUAUGUUUAGAAAGUGAAACAUACUGCUAGUCACAAUAAAUUUCCAUUCACUGCACUACACAAAAUAUAAUUUAUAUUAAUAAAUAAUUUAUGAAGAAAAGAAAAUGUACAUAUUAUUAUAAUAUGAAACAAGCAUAAAUUUUUACUGAUUUUCACUGAGUUAAAACAGGUCACAUUUUUUGGUUUAUGUUAUGCUAUUUAAUAUUUUUAAUAUUUAUGAUACAUUAAUUUUAAGUAUUCGAGUUUUUAAAUUAAAGUUAUGGACGGUAGAAGUAAGGAAGACUCUGCAUGUAUAGAAAGUGUCUAUGAAGACGACUAAAUUUAAGAUGGCAUUACGGUAGUAAAAUUUCCAAAAAUAGGGCACAAUCAAUCGGACAAACAAAUAAAUAAACAUCUACAAUAAUCUUUAUUCUUUCUUUUUACUUUUGCGACUACUUGUGCAACUUUUGACUGUAUCAAUAAAUCACAUCAGUCACGAGCAAGCUAUAUUUCCCUUUGACAUAUUUCACUUCAUUGUUAAUCACCAAGUUCAGACCUGACCCAGAUUGAUUACUAUAUAGUGCCAUUCUGGGUACCCUCAAUGAACUACUUGAAUGUUAUCUUUUGAUAGACACUCUUCUCCUCGUCCUCUUACAUAUUAUACCCUUCAUAAUUAAAGUUGUAAAUAAUAUGUAUAUUAAAGGUAUGUUGAAAAAUAAAGAAUAGUUAAAAUGAUCGUAAUAUUCAUCAUUUUAAAAUUUACGCUAAAUUACUAUUAGCCUUGCUUGAAUAAACUAAGUAUAUGAUUGUACAUAUGUUAAUGACAAAUUGGCAAAUGAUUU
This is a messenger RNA of Parnassius mnemosyne (clouded apollo), 4310 nucleotides long. Lineage: Eukaryota; Metazoa; Arthropoda; Insecta; Lepidoptera; Papilionidae. The record is from the annotation of a GenBank genome assembly.